AUGGAUGUGACUGAAGAUGACUGCUGGGCAUCUCUACAGAAGGAGCAGACUUGGAUUCCAGGAAUGGGUACAAAUAGGAAUUCAAGCGAAGAAGAUGAAGAUAUUGCAAUGUCGGUCUCGAAAUUUUCCCAGGAUGAAAAGACUCCAUACAGACUGAUCGGAAAAAGCAUGAUGGCGUGGAAAACUGUGUUCCUCGCCAAGUUGUCGCUCGCCACGUUGCCGGAAACCGCAACGCCGACGACAGCAUGUCGGCCGCCCGCCCGCACGUCGUUGACGAUCCCGCUGCCGCUGAGCAGGAUUGCCACUGAGCAACGGCGCUCGUACUCGGCGCAUCCCUUAUACGUCCCGCUGUGGUUUGCGCCGAGGCAGUUGGAGCAGCGGAGCUCUGCCACUUUGGGGUUUAACCUCGGCAAGCACUGCGCUGCGUCGUUGGCUCCCCCACAUUGCCUGCAGCGCGUGCAGUUCCGUGCCCGAAAUCCAGGCAGUUGUGGCCCUGCUCUUCGGAUUUCUGCUCGAGCGCAGAGCAUCUCGGUGCACCUCGAGGGUCUCACACCGUAUCCGGGCACCGUCACCGGCCGGUUUCUCUCCCCUAGAUGGGGUAGAUACGGCGUCACGGGAGACGACUUAGGCGUCGACAUCCUUGAUCUUUCUAGCUAUAAAAAGAAAACACACAUGAAUUUGCACAUACUUACUGCAAAGGCAAAUGCUUUCCCAAGACCAUCAGUUGAUCCAGUGAUCACUGCAACAGAAUUGUCACUAAUUUUCAGUUUAAGAGAAUACGAGUUAAAAUUAAGCAACCUGUACGAUCCAAAGGCGGUAGCGGAAAAAGAAAGCGUAGGAGUAGCUGAAGCUUCCAGAACGUUGAUGGCCGCAAGGACAAUGAUAUCAUUUAACGACUACCCUCAAACUUAG
Molecule: messenger RNA, 912 nt
Organism: Gryllus bimaculatus (two-spotted cricket)
Lineage: Eukaryota; Metazoa; Arthropoda; Insecta; Orthoptera; Gryllidae
Source: the annotation of a GenBank genome assembly